Molecule: messenger RNA, 1013 nt
Organism: Paramacrobiotus metropolitanus
Lineage: Eukaryota; Metazoa; Tardigrada; Eutardigrada; Parachela; Macrobiotidae
Product: elongin-C-like
Exons: 2
Coding region: 285-725 (146 amino acids)
Biological process (GO): ubiquitin-dependent protein catabolic process
Cellular component (GO): elongin complex
Molecular function (GO): protein-macromolecule adaptor activity
Source: RefSeq, a predicted model, not a curated record
ACUCAUUCAAUAAAGCGAAGGUUAGUUUAAUUGACAAUUUAUGAGAGCUUAUAAAUUACUGCAAUAGUAACCUUAAACGUAGAACGCGCUCGUAAUCUACGAAAUAAAAAUUUGCAUUUACUGCAGGGUUUCAAAGUUAUAACUGAAUUUUAUUGUUGUGAUUUAUAGACUACGGGUGACUAUUCAGUGUUGCAAAAUUAUCCGCGCGUUAUUAUGCCAAAUAUUAAUUUUAAUUUCGCUCCAAACAGUAGUCAGCGUUAUAACUUACAAUCAGCCGUAUCAGCAUGACCUCUAGCAAUGCUACCACUGGUGUGCAGUUGCCAGCACAGGGUCAGGCUGCUGUGAACCCAGCCCAGUCAACUCACCCAGCAGUCCCCACUAUUGAUCGAGCGGAUGGUCGGACGCCAGUGACCGGCGUCACCGGCAUCCAGUCCGAUUAUGUCGUGCUAGUGUCGUCCGACUUCCAUGAAUUCAUCAUCACUCGUAGCGCGGCCUAUAUGUCCGCCACCAUCCGCCGUAUGCUUGAGGGCCGCAAUAAGGAGAUCAGUCCGUGGAAUGUCAACGAAGUUCUAGUUAAUUACCCGUCGAUGAUCGUUAGCAAAGUAGCGGAGUACAUGAUUUACAAGGAGUAUUACGAAAGAACGCACGAAGAUGCGCCGGGAUUCACCGUUCCACCCGCCAUCGUGCUGGAAGUCCUGAUGGCCGCACAGUUUCUUGAUAUCUAAACCCAUUUCAAAGUGUCGUCGCUUCUGAAUUAUUGACUACAUUAAUUUUUAUUGAAUCAGCUAUUAUUCCCGGCCUGCUCUGUAAAUUGGGUGGCUAAUAUAAAUAUAAAAUUAAAACCACACCUAUCACUUUUACCGGUUAAUUAUCUUUUCCUACUUUUCGUCUGUACUAACAUUUUAGUUAUCACGAGCAAAAAUAUUCUUACUAGUACUGCCUUUUGAGAAUUAUAUUAAGAAUUCUAUGCUCACUUCUAAAAGUAAACGAACACGCACAGAGGAGCUAAACGU